UCUUCAUCCUACCGCAUGGAACGUCUACUACCUCAGCGAUGGCCGUGUCCAACGAGAAGAGUCAAGGCGAAGGCAAUGGCGACGGGGACGCAGGGGGUGGAAGGCGAAAUAAUUGGAAGCAAGGGGCCGCCGGAUAAAUCCAGAAGUCGCAGUUUGACUUGUUUGUCUGGGAUCGACAGCCACCCACACUUUUGAGUUGAAGAUGGGAAUUUCUCACCGGCCGAUCUCCCCCCCUGACCGGGUCAUCCAUCGAGUGGCAGGAAAGCAGUCGAAUUGAUCCUUCGCAGACCCCCUCAGUGCCAUGGCCCUCAUCACUGUCACCUUCCUGGGGCCUGCGGCUUCCUUUUCGCAUCAGGCCGCUGUUGAAUCCUUUGGCACCUCGGUAGAGCUACUGGCCCGUCCAUCGUUCCCAGAUGCAUUUGCCUCCGUGCAGCAUCAGGAAGUUGACUAUGCCAUCGUUCCCUUCGAGAACUCUUCCAACGGGUCAGUGGUCCAGACCCUUGAUCUUCUGGCGGACCCCGCCGGUUCCUACCCAGACGUGAGAGUGUGUGGGGAGCAUUAUCUGAGCGUGCACCACUGUCUCUUGGCUCGCCACGGACAACAUGACCUCAACUCAAUCAAUAAACUGUACACUCACCCACAAGCGUGGGGUCAAUGCGAAAGGUUCCUUUCGGAACAUUUCAAGGGCGUGGAAAGACAAGAUGUUUCGUCAACCUCCAAAGCUGCCGAAAUCGUUGCAAACGAAACAGCAGAACGAAGUGCCGCAAUAGCUAGUCGGUUUGCUGCCGAGCACCACGGACUGGACAUCAUAGAGGAGAACAUCGAGGAUAAGGACAACAACACAACGCGGUUUCUGGUACUGAGGAAUCAGAAUUCAGAACGCACGACCCGAUUGCCCUUUGAGAAGGUCAAGGUCCCCCCCACGCCCUCCCCGACCGCAAGGAAAACUUUGAUAUCGUUCACGGUCCACCAGAAUGCCCCCGGGGCGCUGGCGGACGCUUUGUUGAUCUUCAAGAACCAUGGCAUGAAUCUCACAAGUAUCAACUCCCGCCCAAGCCAAAGAACGCCCUGGCAAUAUGUCUUUCUGGUCGAGUGCCAAAUGGCUCCUGCUUAUGAUGGGAAGGAGGCAGUCGCCGAGAUUUUGGCCGGACUGAAGGAUGCUACUGAAAAUAGCAGACACCUGGGGACGUGGAACAGCAUGGGCUCGUCGGGCGCCCAAUAAGAUCGCAAAAACCAUCUACUCUACGACUACUAUAUAUAGAGCCUGAGCACCAUGUGGG
This is a messenger RNA of Aspergillus steynii IBT 23096, 1280 nucleotides long. Its product is annotated as prephenate dehydratase PHA2. Bases 302 to 1222 code for a protein of 306 amino acids. Lineage: Eukaryota; Fungi; Ascomycota; Eurotiomycetes; Eurotiales; Aspergillaceae. The record is from RefSeq and is a predicted model, not a curated record. Gene Ontology annotation, cellular component: cytoplasm. The transcript is spliced from 2 exons. Gene Ontology annotation, molecular function: chorismate mutase activity; prephenate dehydratase activity. Gene Ontology annotation, biological process: L-phenylalanine biosynthetic process.